AUGAGUGUAGUGGAGCUGAAGGAGCUAAACGAAGGAAAGCUAUCAUAUGGAAUGGUCACCUUAGAAGAGCUAUUAUGCUUAGGAACAACAAGUACUAGUGGAGAGAGUGUUACCAAGAAAAACGAUGAAGGUCGAAUAUGUCGAAAACGUGAUGCUGCUGACGGAGAAUCUAGGGAAACAGUUUCCCCAAAGAUGCCACGUGUUGUAGAAGAAGAAAAUGGAGAAACCUAA
Cooperia oncophora is the source of this 231-nucleotide messenger RNA. The record is from the annotation of a GenBank genome assembly. Lineage: Eukaryota; Metazoa; Nematoda; Chromadorea; Rhabditida; Trichostrongylidae.